UGAGACUGCCUGACUGACUGACGGACAUUUGGCGGUCGCUGUUGGAGCGCAUGCGCAGCGUAUGCUAUUUUUUUGCUGGUUUGAUUUGAUUUCUUAUGCGGUAGUAACUUUAGUUCUGUUUCGAAGUUAGAAGUGAACGUGCGCGUUUUAAGUUAAAAGCUUUUUUAAGAGCCAGCCUAUUGAGUGGAGAUUUUCUGUCGUGAGCGAGAAGUGAUAAAAACAACACGAAAAUGAAGUUAAUUUUUGUAGCUGCACUUCUCAUACUCAAUGUCUCCCAAUCAUUUCACAUGGAAAUGAACGAUGAGGAUGGAAACGGUUUCAACUCACUUUCGACGACAAUUGAUAGACCAGCCCAGUUCGAGGAAAGGACUGGUCAUCGGGCGAAACGCGGCAUUUGGGAUUUCUUUCAGAAAAUGGUCAUAACCAAAAAUCUAAUUGUGGAGCAAUAUACUGAUACGAGAGAUACCUUGAAUGAGGUGUACAAUAUGUUCAAUAGUCAAUUUUCGGAUCCAGCGCCGUCGAAACCCACACCACGCAGUACAAGCACUGAAGCACCGAAAACGAGCAGUGAAGAUAGCACGGAUAGCUCUGAAGUGAAAACCACUACCGAACGUUAUCAGAUAUCACGCUACGAACUUGGCCGCAUUCUUGGACGCAAUUUCAGAGGCCUCAAACGUUUGGCACAAAUCGAGUUUCAAGAUGCUUUCAAUGCAACAAAAUACAAUUUGGCAGAAUACCGAGAAGAGGCCAGCAAACAAUUUGCCAACAGUUUGGCAGCGGAGAAAAAGAAACAAUUGAAGGCACUGGUGAAAGGCUAAACACAUUCAUCCUACUUCAAUCUAUAAAUUUAGUAUUCAUAGAAUAUAGAAAUAAUUCAAAUAAUUCGUAAUGUAGUAAGGGGAGGGGAAUUGAAAUAUUUGACAAAUUGGUUAAAAUUGCAUGGGAUUUAAAAAAAAAAUAGUUUUCCGAAUAUAUUUUGUAAACUAGAUCCUAAAUCUACAAUAAGCUGUAUAACAUUUAAGUGUAAAUAUACAAAGUUAUAUAAUGAUUACAUAUGUAUAUAUGAAAGAACAACAAUUGGUUAAGAACAUGGCCACUAUAUUUAAAUGUUUGCUGUGAUAAGUUCUAGUUUUUUAUAACAUAAAUAGAUUGACAUGUAAAUA
Musca domestica (house fly) is the source of this 1163-nucleotide messenger RNA. RefSeq lists its product as uncharacterized. Lineage: Eukaryota; Metazoa; Arthropoda; Insecta; Diptera; Muscidae. Bases 231 to 818 code for a protein of 195 amino acids. The record is from RefSeq and is a predicted model, not a curated record. The transcript is spliced from 5 exons.